AGUCAUUAUCUAGGAAUUCACUGAGGAAUGGUUUCUGGAAAAAACAUUCCUUGACCGGUGAUCCUAAAUUCUUUCAUUGUUCUCAUUUGUCACACCUGCAGCUUCCUGGUCACAAUUACGUUGGGGUUAGUUCAGUUAGAAAAGGUAUAAAACAUGAGAGGUUUGAAGGGGUCAGCAGGUCCUCUUUUUGGAGGGCUCCAACGGCUGCCUUACUUACCAACAGACUCCAGCAUCAUUGGGACAAAGCUGAGCUUUGGCGCUAAGGAUUUGGGUGAGAUCUUUCAAAUCUAGCACUGGUUACACGAGGGCGGAGCUCUGGCUCAUUAGGCUAGAUAUGAGUGUCUCUCUCAGCCUUAGACUCGCAGCAACUGUCCAGGAAAGAAUGGAACACGUAAUAAAAUUGUUCAACAGCUGGUUUUGGUGGGAGAACCUGUGGAUGCCUGCCAACUGUACAUGGGCCAACUAUGAAGAUCGCAAUGGCCUUGUCUUUCCAAAACCACACCAGUUGUUUAUCAUAAUUCCCUAUGCAUUUGGGAUGUUGGCUAUCAGAUUCUUUGUUGAAAGAUGUUUUGCUGCUCCUCUAGCACACAUGUUGGGCAUAAAGAAUGUGAAGCGUAUCAAGCCCCAGCCUAAUUCCACGUUGGAAACUUUUUUCAAGGAGUGUACAAAAAGACCAUCACAGACAGAGAUACGUGGAUUAGCCAAAAAAUGUAAUUGGACUGUGCACCUAGUGGAGAAAUGGUUCAAGCGACGACGAAAUCUAGAAAUCCCGACUUUAUACAAGAAAUUCCAAGAAGCUUGUUGGCGAUUUACAUUCUACAUGACAUCGUUUGUUGCUGGAGUUAUAUUUCUCCAUGAUAAACCAUGGCUUUAUGACAUUUGGCAGAUAUGGGUUAACUAUCCAUUCCAAUCCUUGUUGGUGUCCCAGUACUGGUACUACAUGCUCGAGAUGAGCUUCUAUUUGUCCCUGUUGUUAACCCUUGGAUUCGACACCAAAAGGAAGGACUUUAAAGCCCACAUGAUUCACCACUUUGCAGCCCUUGGCUUGAUGUUCUGCUCCUGGAGUGCCAAUUACGUCCGUGUUGGAACACUGGUCAUGUUUAUCCAUGACUCUGCAGAUAUCUGGCUAGAGGCUGCGAAGAUGUUCAACUAUGCUCACUGGGAGAACACAUGCAGCGUCCUCUUUGUCAUCUUCUCAAUCGUAUUCUUCAUCACACGAAUGAUUCUCCUCCCCUUUUGGAUUAUGAGGGCCACGAUAUAUUAUCCGGUAUAUUAUACACAGACGGUGGUUCUAGCAUAUAUUAUAUUCAAUGGGCAGCUGUUGAUCUUGCAAGGUCUGCAUCUCUACUGGGGCUACUUAGUUUUCAGAAUCCUGAAGAAAUUCCUAUUUGUAAAGACUGUGAAAGAUGAGAGGAGUGAUGAAGAAGAGGAAGAUUCCUUCAGCGAUAAUGAUGAGAAAUGUACCAAAAACGGAAGCAAGAAUGGGGGCGAAUCAAGCCAUCCUCUCCUAAACAACAAUAAUUAGUGUGUAGCCAGAACCAUCUCCCUGCAGUGUUGCUUUCUGUGCCCAUAACCCAUCCUACAGCAGAGAGCUUAGCAUCAACAUCUUAACUGGAGUCCAUGAUUGAUUUUAUUAUUGGUCAUUCAAGCUGGAAGAGAGCCCAGUUUUUAAAAAGAGCAAAAAUACUUAACUCGACCAGAUGUGUUUAACGGCCCACUUUCUAACCCACUGUGUAUGGGCGCAUGGCGAAUGUGACCUUUUCAGCUCGGGAUGCUCAAGGAUUUCCAAACGGCCUUGGAACAUCAGUGUUUCAAACUGAGUUGCACAACCAUUUAAAAUUCUAUAAGAAUUAUGCAGUUUUGCCGAGUCUCUAACAAUAUUUAUUAUGACUUCAGAAGUGUGGAGAUAGUGCAAAAGCUGGUGAGGAGCUAAAUGGUUUUACGUGAAGAAAAUUCAUGAAACUAGAAUUAUUUUAAUAAAGCAUUAAUCAUCCUUGUUGGACUUCAAGUCUUUAUCAGUGAGCUACUUAUCUGAGGACUGAAUUUAAUCCCCUUUUGGCUGUUGUGCUGUGUGUAGUUGUGUUGCUUAAUUUCGUUUAAAAGCAGCACCACAGCAGCAGAGAGUAACAGCAGAUGUUGAAAUGCAAGUGUGCCAGCGUGUGCAUGCGUUUGCCUAAGAAAGCAGGCUUUUACCCUGCUUCAGCAUCACUGAGACUGGAGACUUAGUAAAAUAAGAAAAGCUACUUUAUUUAUAGAAAUACAUAGUAGAUAGAAAAGGCAAACCUAGUUCUAACUAACUAGCUAAGUUGGAGGCAUAACUCCCAGGGGUAGGAGUCAGCCCCAUGCUCCGAGAGAGAGCAGAGACAAAGGGAGUCUCCUCUCUCCUGGUCAGCCGGAGGACAAAGGAGUGGAAAGGGCGGAAGGAGGAGGGGCAGGUAAGCUUCCCUAAAGGUGUCACAGUCUAGCGACAGAAGGAAGUCAGUCAGAGCAUCACAGGUAAAAGGUAAACAAGCCUAUCCAUCUGGAGGACCCUAGCUCUAUCUUCCUUCUGGAGCACAAACAAAAGAACAAAACGGGAGUUGCUCUUGCCCCACUUCCAACAUUGGCAAGAAUGACCUUAGGAAGAGGCAACAUAGACCCGAAUCCAUCAAGGUUAUCCACAAUAUUUUUCUCCAGAAUGAGCUGCUCAUGUGUUUGGUACUUUAUGGUUGUAGCACAAGACUCUGUGGGCUCUCUAGGAGAGCGCAAUGGCCAGUCUGUGCAUGGACAGCCAGUCUGGAGCCUGCAAACAUGGGGUGCACCCUCAGGCCAUUGGUCCAUCCAGUUCAGGACUGGCGACAGGCAGAGGGACUCCAAGGUUUCAGAUAGGGGUCUCCCCCAGCCCUACUUGGAGUUGCCAGGAAGUGAACCUGCAUGCAAAGGAGGCGCUCUACCACUGAGCUAUGGCCCUGGGAACACAGGAAGUUGCCUUAUACGGAAUCAGUCCAUUGGUCCAGCUAGCUCAGUAUUGACUGGCAGCAGCUCUCCUUAGUUGGAGACAGAAGAGAUUGCUAGCCUUACCUGGAGAUGCCAGGGAUUGAACCCAGGGCUGUGGAGUCGGAGUCGGAAGCAAUUUUGGGUGGAGUCGGGGUCGGUAGAAAUGUACUGACUCCGACUUCAAAAUAAAAUUAAUAUUUUAAUAUUAAUAUUAAUUUAUUAAUAUUAAUACAUUAAUAUACAUUUGCCAUUUAUGAAGGAGUCAGAGUCAGAGUCAGACAGUAGAAAAAUUAAUAUACAUUUGCCAUUUAUGAAGGAGUCGGAGUCGGACAGUAGAAAAAUAGAGGAGUCGGAGUCGAAGGUUUGACAUACCGACUCCACAGCCCUGGUUGAACCUGUGACCUUCUGCAUCCAAGGCAGAUGCUCAGCCACUGAACUACGGCCCUUCCUCUAUGCAGCAAGAGACUAGCAGCAACUCUGCAGGGUUUCAGGCAGGGAGUCUCUCCCAAUCCUACCUGGAGGUGCUGAGGAUUAAACCUGCAAACUUCUGCAUCCAAGGCAGAUGCUCAGCCACUGAACUAUGGCCCUUCUCUGCCCUAGAAGAUGCUCUAAAUAAUGGUAAAUAUGGUGGCUCACCACAUGGCACACGUAGCUGAGAAUUCCUGGUCCUUUUAGCCCAGGUGGUUUCUGACAGCUUGGUAUGUGCAGCCCUUGAAACAAUCCACUGUCCUUCUCUCUUUUGAGGUAGGAGGAAAUGAGCAAGAUUCUUGUUGGGCUUCAAACAGCCUUGUGCAAAUACUGGGUGGCAACAAACCCAUGAGCAGCUCAUUCUGGAGAUAAAGGGUACGGAGAGCCUUGGUGGAUCAUAUACUGCCUUCAGGCCAUCUCUGCCAAGCAGGAAUUCCAUGUAAUUUUCAGGAAAGCAACUCACUCAGUGAAGGUUUGAAGCCCAACAGGAGAGUUCUAGUUUCUUUAUGCCAGGUGUGGAGAGAAUUCUAGUUUCUUUAUGCCAGGUGUUGCCGAACUACAACUCCUGCCAUCCCCAGCCAUUGGCCAUGCUUGCUGGGACUGAUGGGAAUUGCAGUCCAGCAGCAUCUGCAGGCCAAAGGUCCCCUACACCUGCUUUAUGCUUUUAUGUCCUUGUAUUGUUGUAAGUCUCCUGUGGAAUGUCCUCCUCCCUAGCUGGAAAUCUAUCCUCCAAGAAACCAGGUAACAACUCUGGAACCCGUUGGCAUCUGUGCUUCAGAUUUGUCUGUUGAAUUCCUGGUAGAGGAAAAGUUACCAUGUUUGGGACUUUUUAAGCUUAGAAAAAAAUUGAAUAACAGCGGGGCACAAUAGAGGUAUCGUCACAUCCAUCCCAUAUAUUUAAACCCACCCCCUUGAAUCCUAGGAACUGUAGUUUACCCAUAAGAGAGCUAUAAUUUCCAGCACCCUUAACAAACUACAUCUCCAAGGAUUCUUGGGGGGAAUCCAUGUGCUUUAAAUCCAUGGUAUGGAUGUGACCGUAUAAAAUUAUGGACAAAGUGGAGAAAAUAAGAGACCAAACAACAUAAAAAAAAAUCCUAAACCAUACCAGAAAUAAUGGUCACACCCACACCAUACAUUUCAAAGUCUCUUAUACCACUUUAACAGCCAUGGCUUCCUCCCAAAGAAUCCUGGGAACUGUUGUGCAUUAAGGAUUUUUAAGAACUCACAGGACCCUUCACAAACGACAGUUCCCAGGAUUCUUUGGGGCAGAAGCUGUGACUGUUAAAGUGGUCUAAGAGUGCUUGAAAUGUAUGGUGCAGAUGUGGCCAAUGAUUCUGAGGGCGUGCUGGCUAGGGGCUGAUAGGAGUGGUAGUCCAAAACAUCUAGAGGGCACUCUGGUUUGGGAAGGCUGAUGUACAUGAACAUUCUUGGCUUUGUUCUGAUUACUUUAUUUGCCCAUUUGAACUGCACAACAUUAGUAAAACUGCCCUCUUUGGAAUCCCAGAUUCUAGUCUAGCCCCCUCUUUGUAUAUGCCACGUCAUAUGUCUCAUAUAUCAAUCGCACAAGGAUCAAAUAUGGUCCAGGGUGGAUGUUUGUGUAGGUGUGCAUAACUGUAUGUAUAGUUUGCAGUACCAAAGACUUGUUAUAUAUGUAUGUGUGCCCAGGAUGUUGCUACUUUGCUCUGCUUAGACAAAGAUUCACAUUACUGGGGCUAGCCUUACUGUUGGACCGUCUUAGGUGGCUACCUAGGACAGCACUUGAUGGAAGGAACUUUCCUUUCUCAGCACUGACUUGCUGCAUGCAAUUCUGCUGCCAAUUAUCAGCCGGAAGUGAAGGAAGGGCAGAAAGGAACAAGGUCAGUUAACAGCCUUGAGCUCAGGUGGGCAAGGGUUGCCUUGUGGAUCUGGGCUGCGUCUGAGACCAGAUGAAUAGCAGCAGCUUUUAGGACCUGUUGCCAGUUGCGGAGGGGCCGUAGCUCAGUGUUAGAGCAUCUGUUUUGCAUGUAGAAGGUCCCCGGUUCAAUCCCCAGGAUCCCUGGGUAGGGCUGGAGAAAGUCUCCUGCCUGAGACCCUGCAAAGCAGCUGCUAGUCAGGGUAGACAAUUCUGAGCAAGGUGGAUCAGUGGUCUGAUGCAGUGUCAGGCAGCUUCCUAUGAAGAGAAGGAGUGAACCAGAGAGCCAAAGGUGCCUGGUGCUAUUGUAGAAAUGGGUGGGCGUGAAAGAAGACCCAGUCAGGGCCUGGCAAGACCAUUUGUCCAAAUGAGAUCUGUGAGGAGAACAGGGUAGCCAAGGAAGCUAGAAACCAGAGUAGAUAUGUGUGUGUUGGAGAGAGUUGUUAUUCAUUUAAGACUUCAGUUUAUAGAACACAAGAAAAAGGUGAAAUCCAAACUCAGGUUGUUAUCCUCACGGUUCCAGUAGAGAGACCAGUUUUUCAAUAAACUUAUUUAAAAAUG
This is a messenger RNA of Rhineura floridana, 5896 nucleotides long. It is a transcript of the gene CERS3, whose product is annotated as ceramide synthase 3. Gene Ontology annotation, biological process: ceramide biosynthetic process. The transcript is spliced from 11 exons. The record is from RefSeq and is a predicted model, not a curated record. NCBI's taxonomy places the organism in Eukaryota, Metazoa, Chordata, Lepidosauria, Squamata, Rhineuridae. Gene Ontology annotation, molecular function: DNA binding; sphingosine N-acyltransferase activity. Gene Ontology annotation, cellular component: membrane. The coding region runs from base 335 to 1525 and encodes 396 amino acids.